AUGACGGAGGAGCAUGCACAGUUCGAUAUUAAUUUCGACGUACGUGACACGUGCUCCUGGAUCAAAGAACACAAGAUGAAGCGAAUUGCUCUUCAGAUUCCAGACGAAUAUUUGAAACAUUCGCAAAAGCUUGUCAGCAGCUUGAGAUCCACUGCUCAAGAGAAGGACAUCGAAUUCUACAUCCUUGCAGACAGCUCCGUUAGCUCUUGGGAUCCUGAUGUCGUUGCUGCUCAGCAUGUGCGGGCCGAUUGUAUCGUCAUGUAUGGAAGGGCCUCUGUGACCCGCUCAGAUGUGAUGCCCAUCCGCAAUGUUUUUGGAUUCGUGCAGGUCGAUCCAAACAGAAUUUUUGACGUGCUGAAAACAAGGAUUGAACCCUGCGCGUCAACAAUUGUUCUGUUGUCUGCUCAAUUUAAAUCAUAUUUUGCUUCUGACAAAUCGAGAGCCCAAAAUUCUGAAAACACAGAAGCAGAAAAGUUCACCAUUAUCUACGUGGGAAAAGAAGGGCCAGAGCUUACUCGGUUGAUCCUUGAAUAUAAUCAGUAUUGCUUCAUGCUCUUGCAACACAAUGAUGAUUUUGAUCAAUUCAGCUUCAAAACGGAACUUGGGGAUAGCUCGCGACUGAUCAAACGGAGAUAUUUCUUGAUGAUGAAGACCAAGGACUCAGAACGAAUUGGAAUUGUCGUCGCAACUACAGCAAUGGAGGGAUAUAGGGACAUUGUUGAAAGAAUGAAAAAGAUCAUCACUAUGUCAGGAAAAAUUGUUCAUACUCUUUACGUGGGCAAAAUCAAUCCAGCAAAGCUUGCAAAUUUUGCUGAAAUCGAUUCUUUCGUGCUGGUCGCAAGCCCAGAAAACACGGUUUCGAUUGAUGCAGCGGAUUAUCUCAAACCGCUCAUAACGCCAAUGGAGCUUGAAAUCGCCCUGGUGCGAGGAAGAGAAUGGACGGGCGACUACAACCUUGACUUCCGCCCGUUGCUGAAAACCCCUCUCCCUGAGGUGAGCAGCGAUAACUCAGACGACGAAGACAAUAUCUGCCAUUCCCUCACCAGUGGCGCCAUCAUUCGAAGACCCAACGUGGGUGACGGUACGCUCACAGUUACCAACAGCAAAGCAUAUGAGCAUCGAACUUUCCGAGGUCUUGAUCUCAAGGAGGGGCUCGAUCGCCCGCUCGAUGUUGUCAAGGGCCGAGUCGGGAUAGCAAGCGGAUAUGCUCAUGAGCCAGCAGCAGUUGAGCGCUUGAGCCAAGCUACGCAGGCUGAAGUGAUUACUGGAAGCCUUCCUGCACACGUCCAGAAAUCAGCAGGAGAUUCCAACUAUGGCAUCUCGAAGGAGAGCUGCAAAAUAGAGAGCGGAGGAAACUCCAAGAUUGAGUCGACAACCCCAAAGGCAGAAGCAGCUUCUGUCAGUAGCGCGGGAAAGGGCCAGGGCCAGGGCCAGGGUGAAGGUGAGGAUGAGGAUGAGGCCCAUGAUUCGGAGGGCGACUUACAACAUGUCUCUGAUGAAGUAGAUUCUUUCUUUGACGCCUUUGUGUAA
Messenger RNA from Guillardia theta CCMP2712, 1530 nucleotides. RefSeq lists its product as hypothetical. The transcript has 7 exons. NCBI's taxonomy places the organism in Eukaryota, Cryptophyceae, Pyrenomonadales, Geminigeraceae. Gene Ontology annotation, biological process: protein histidyl modification to diphthamide. Bases 1 to 1530 code for a protein of 509 amino acids. Gene Ontology annotation, molecular function: 2-(3-amino-3-carboxypropyl)histidine synthase activity. The record is from RefSeq and is a predicted model, not a curated record.